Passer domesticus (house sparrow) is the source of this 1131-nucleotide messenger RNA. Its product is annotated as centrosome-associated protein CEP250-like. The transcript is spliced from 9 exons. Lineage: Eukaryota; Metazoa; Chordata; Aves; Passeriformes; Passeridae. The record is from RefSeq and is a predicted model, not a curated record. Bases 1 to 1131 code for a protein of 376 amino acids.
AUGGUGCCCCUCCACUGCCAGGUUUUCCGGCGGCAGCGGCCAGCCCACAGGGGCCUGGAGAAGCUGCUGCAGGAGUUCUCCCGCCAAGGGCACACCCUGUCCCAGGAGCAAUUGCUCUUCAUCUUCACGCCUUGUAGGUCAGAGAAGGAGAGCCUGCAAAGCAGCCUGCUGGAGGCUGAGCAGCACAUAUGGGAGCUGGAGAUGGCCAGGAGCCGUGUGGAAGCCCAAGUGCGCAGGGCCAGGCAGGCCAAGGAGGCGAUACUGGAGGAUGUGAGGGGCCUUCGUCGUGAGCUGCUGGCUGUAAGAGCUCUCAGCCAGCAGCAACGUGAAGACAUGGCUGAACAGCUCCGCUGGGCACAAGAGCAGUGCUGUAAGGCUCUGAGACUCUGGCAGUCUGCCCAGGAAGAGGAAAAAAGGAAUCUCGUGCAAGAACUGGAGAGACAACUGGAAGAGCAGCAUGUGGAGGCACGGAAGCAGCUGGAGGAACGGGCAAACUUCCUGGCAGAGGUGCUGCAGGAAGAGCAGCGUCAGAAGGCUGCUGUCAUCCACAAGGUGUACCAGCUGCAGAGAGAGCUGAAGCAAAGUGAGCAGCUGAGGCAGAAGCUGAAUGAGCAGUGGCAGAACGGGCAGGUCAUGCUGCAGGCUGAGCUGCAGGAAGCUGAGAGGAAGAUGAGGGCAAUGGAGAAGAGGCACCAAGAGGAAAUGGAAAGGAUGCACAAGGUCCUGCUGCAGUGCAGGCUGGCUGAAGAAAAGCAGGUGGACGCAGGAUCUGCCAUCGAAGCUGCUGGUGCAGCAGCAUCCUGCCAAGAAGCCUCCUCUCCACAGCCUGAAAACCAGAGCAUGAGCAGCUCGGCCCGCUCAAGCCAGGAGAGAGAGAAGCAGUUCCUGAAGCUGCUGAGGUGUGUGGUGAGUGUGGAAGAUCCAGAAAAGAAGUACACUGGAUGGGAACAUCUUGGCAGUGGGGGCUUUGGAGCUGUUUAUAAGGCCUUCGACACUGCCACAGGACAAGCGGCGAGUGCCCAUGCAGAUCUUGCAGCUCUUGAGUGCUUUCCCUGUGAUGUGAUCUGUGGCCAGAGCUUUGGGCCGCCUGUCUUUGCUGCAGAGGCUGUUCUGCAGAAGCAGUCUGUCUAG